Molecule: messenger RNA, 221 nt
Organism: Cryptococcus amylolentus CBS 6039
Lineage: Eukaryota; Fungi; Basidiomycota; Tremellomycetes; Tremellales; Cryptococcaceae
Exons: 3
Coding region: 1-174 (57 amino acids)
Source: RefSeq, a predicted model, not a curated record
AUGCUCAUGCAAGUGGAAGACGAAGUCGGCCCGGAAAAGGCGAAAAAGCUCGAAGAGACGAUUGUGAUUCUCCGCAAGACUGAACUCAGAUACGCCAAGAGGUGUACAUGGGCGUUCUGCGGGUUCUUUCUUCAACUAGCUUUGACCAUUGUCAUUGCGGAGGUCGAUAGAUGAGAUUUUGUAUGACUAUUUUUGGGCUUUUGGGAUGUAUGUGUUGUGCG